AUGGACGUGGUAAUGAGGAUCCUAAGAAGCGCGCUGCAAUACCUUGUCCCAGAUUCAGAAGAGGCUUCCCCAAACACAAAAAUGGACAAACAAACAGAAUGGCAGAAUUUGGAUCGUUACCAAGAUGUUUUCGGUCAAUUACCGAUGCUGCAAGCGUACAGCCACCUGAUUCUCACGUUCCCCAUGCCAGAGAACGUCUCACGCGAGGAAGUCGUCAAGGACCUGGAAACUGCAAUGGCAAAGGUCAGAAGAAACCUACCUUGGAUGGGGGCUCAAAUUAUCAAUGUCGGCAAAGGGCCUGGCAAUUCAGGGGUGAAUAAAUAUGCCCCAAGCCCUCUGCCUGAACACAACAUCGUCGUCAAAGAUGUCUCCAGUGAAUUCCCAACAUAUGCAGAGGUCAAGCGGGUCAAAGCUCCAAUUCAGAUGCUGGACUCAGCUUUUCUUUCGCCCUGUUCGUCGUUUCCCCAACCGUUCCAGGGAUCUGAAGAAGACCCCGCACAAGCGAUACGGCUCCAGGUGAGCUUUAUCAACGGAGGUGUCUUUCUGGACUUUGUCAUUCAUCACGCAACAUGUGAUGCCGGAGGCCAUUUCUGGCUGGCGCGCUUGGUUGCAAUGUCAUUGCGAGGAGAAGAAUUUCCGGAAUCCUUCCUCGAAGAAGCCAAUAGAGACCGUAGAAAGUUGUUCCCUCUGCUCGGCCCCGAUGAGCCCAUGCUGGACCACAGCAAUCUCAAACGCCCGCCAAUCACGGCAGAUAACCCCAUCGUAGCUCCGACCACGACCACUUGGCACUUCUUUCGCCUGAGUGCGGCAAAAAUGGCUGCCUUGAAGAACUUGGCCAGUCAAAAGGAGGGGUAUGAGCCGGGUGUGCCAUAUAUUACGACAGACGAUGCUAUUAGUGCCUUUUGCUGGCAGCGAUUUAUCGCGGUUCGCCAGUCGCGACUGGAUCCGAACACUAUGGCCAAGUUUUCACGCACGAUUGACGGCCGAAAGUCAUUGGGCAUUUCUUCCAAUUACUUGGGCGACGUUAUACACAACGUACAGACGAUCGUAUCCGUCAAGGACUUGGUCGAAAAGCCCCUUGCAAAUAUUGCAUCACGCAUGCGCAAACGGCUAAACGAUGUUAGCAACGCUUAUCAUAUCCGCAGUUUUGCCUCGUUCAUCAUGAGCCAGCCAGACAAGUCCACCAUCACGUAUGGCGGGCGUGUCAACACGGAAACUGAUAUCGGAUCGUCCUCGGUUCGGGCGGCCGAAUUGUACUUUGAUUUUGGCAAGUUGGGUCGGCCAGAUUUUGUAAGACGGCCUUGCCUCAAGGGUGUAUCGUGUCCAGGACUUUUGGCCUUUUUACCGCAGAAUCUAGACGGCGAUUGUGACUUUGUUGCGGCCCUGACCGAGGAAGACGUGGCGAAGCUGAACGCAGACCCGGUGUGGACCCAGUAUUUGCAAAAUGAUCGGCUAUGUAGGCGAGCAUGUCCUCAACUUCCUCAACUGAUCGACAUCGCGUCUCUAAGCGCUGGCAUCAUGCGUGCGAGAAUUGCAGGUGUGUCGCGCGCUGCUUCGAUUUCGACUGCCCAAGAUGCUGACAACGGCCCAGGAGAAAGAAGACUCGGUGUCCUGGAGAGAGACCAGCGUGCUCAACCUGUGCGCGCCUCUAUCAGUCCGGAACCUCCGAGUCAAAGAGAGCCAUCUAACUCUUCUGCUGGGCCUACAAAUAACACCCAAACAGCGCCUGCAGCAGCUGUUCAUCGGCCACUACCAUCAGCAGUAUCAGAGUCCCUGCCUCCGAGAGACAUUAUUUUAGAGAUUAUAGGCCAUUACUUUCAGUACUGCCACCGGCAGCCACUCUGGCUGUUUGAACACCAUGAGCUAUCGCCACUUGAUGGGCUGCCAGAAGAAGUAAUAUUUUCGUUAUUGGCGCUUGCUAUACGAUUCUCGACUCGGGAAGGUCUUUCCAACCAAGCCCUGGAACUUUCCCAGAAAUAUGCAGAAGUUGCACGUGGCCAUAUCAUGUUUAGGAUUGCGCAGGGAGCAGUUCAGUUGUCAACGAUACAAAGCUUGUGCCUCCUGGCUUUUUCAAACUUUGUUGCCCACGAUACUAACCUGGCCUGGCUAAACAUCAAUUUGGCAAAUUCGCUAUGCAUGGCAGCAGAUCUGGACCUGGAAAAAAACAGCGCAUCCUCUUCUCCAUCAAGAGAAGCAAAAAGAAAGGUUUUCUAUAGCCUCCAUAUACUCAACGAACUCUAUGCUCCUGGCUCAACGAUGCUCAACAUGCUCGACGACAUCGAGAACCCGCGGUAUAUGGAACCCAAACGAGACCCAUCCAGGGAAUUAGGACGACCGCCGCCGUUGACUCCGCGUGAUUCGGCCAAUAUCGCCCAGCCAGAGCGAGAGGGCAUAUGGACAUAUAUGGUUCAGCAAACAUCUUUGUGGCGGGAAGUUCGAGGUUACGUUGCGCAAUGUGCAGAUGGCAAUCCAAAGCCACCAUGGUCUCCGGAAUCUGGGUACGACGCCGUGAGGUUCCUUGACCGGUCAAACGAGGAAUUGCAGAAUAAUCGUGACUAUUGGAGUCCCUGGUUGGUUCUCCAAUUUUGUUACCACGCGAUUCAUAGUAUGCUCAACCAUCCUUUUUUAUACUCUUCCCGCCCGCAUCAGUUUGUACAGAUGUCUGUUCCUAACACUUUCUGGAAAACUUCGUCGGAACUGGCAUUGCUUCACUCUACCUGGACAGCUCGGUUGAUUGACAUGGUCUGGGAAAAGGAUUACCGUGUGUCUGAUCCGUUCAUCGGCUAUUGUGCUGCGAUUGCGGCUACGAUACACAUAUAUUACUGCCGUGCUGCUGAUAUUCGUGUUCGCACUUCGGCGCAAAACAAACUAGACAAAUGUAUGAGAUUUGUUAAUGAGUUGGGUACUGUUUGGCCAGUGUGUCAAUGGAUCUACGACCGACUCGACACACUGGUUCAAUCAGCUUUUAAACCAAACCGCCAAACCCAGGAACCCGAUAGCAACCGGAGGACAGUGUCAAUUAACAUCGCGUUGAUGUGGGAUAUCCUCGACUUCACAAGCGCUAAGAAGCCUUCACAGAAACCAGGUCGUGGUCUUUUUGACCCGUCAUUUAUUCAAGAUUGGGCAGGAAAGGAUGAAAUAAACAACGGCAAUGAAGAUGAAGACGAACAUACAGUUGAAACGCAAAUAUUCCAUCGCCCCAACCCUGCUGCCGACGUCGAUACUUCGAAUGGAGGCCAGGAAUUCCCGCCGUUUUCCGACGCAGCGGCACGUCGCAAAGUAGGAAGAGGGAUACGAACACGAACGGGGCAUUCAGCUCCAGCAGAUGAACGACCAGCCCUUCAGCAAGCGCAGCAGCAGCAUCAACAGCAUCAACAUGGGGAAUUUGCUGUUCCAAGCUGGUCAGCGGCCGAGGUGCUGGAAAAUACGGCCGUGAUGGAUAUCAGCUACGAUCCGUUCUUCCAGUUCCAGGACCACGAUAGCCAGUACACUGGUGAAAAGCUGUCCGUGAACAUUCCCGAACAUACGGGAUUCUCUGAUCGCUGGGUAUAUAUGUUCCGUCGAAGCGCCGUCUUCGCCGUUCUGGUUGCAAUUUUGGCAUCUUUCUUGCUAUCGAAACAAUUCCUAUUUCCAUCGCUGGACAGUAUUAUCGACAGUGUCGAAAAGGCCAUUUCAAACACAAAACCUUCUGUUACAUUUACAUCGUCUUCGUCUAUGACAUCUGCAGCUAGCCGAGCUACCAGCGCAAUCGCGAAGCACGCAAUGUCCAAACUCUCCCACGCAACAAUUGUGCCACGCCGCUCGUCGGCUCGUGGCCAUGCAGACCACGGCUGGCUGAAUUCAUACCACACCUUCAGCUUUGCCGACUACUAUGACCCCGAGUUCAUGAAUUUCGGUUCUCUGCGUGUGCUCAACGAAGACCGAGUUGCUCCGGGAACAGGGUUCCCAACUCACCCCCAUCGCGACGCGGAGAUUUUCAGUUACAUUCUCAGCGGCGAAUUGACUCAUCGAGAUAGCAUGAUUCAAAAGGGGGCCGAGGGGAAACAGGGAAAGCAGUUUUAUCAAAUGAAAAGGGGAGAUGUCCAAUUUACCACUGGUGGAACAGGCAUUGCACACUCGGAACAGAAUGAGCAUCAAUCAGAAACCGUGCAUUUUCUCCAGAUAUGGGCUUUGCCAUGGAAGAAAGGGCUCCUCCCACAGUAUCACACUCUCUCGUUUGACGACAAGCACAAACAAAAAGCUUUCCUACCGAUUCUCUCCCCACUCGCGGCAGGGGAAAACGCUACUGCAGCAGAGGAAAGACAAGCAACUCCCAAGAUUUUGGGCACAAUCCCCAUCCACGCCGACUUGGUCAUGGGAGCGGGCCUGAUUGGGGUCGACAAGCGGUUCAAAUGGAGAGUUGGAGGACCGCAAGACGGUGCCGUCGCAAACCUGAGCGAUAGAAAAGUCUAUGUUCAUUUGCCGAUGACGAAGAAUGGAAAUUCGAAGAUCAGACUAGACGGGAGAGAAGGUGCGGUGCUCUCGGAAGGCGACGGCGCGUUCAUCAAGGGAGUGAAUGUUGGCGAUGAGCUCAGUGUGGAGAGCAUCGGCGAGGCCGAGGCCGAGGUUAUUGUAUUGGAUAGCAACUAG
Molecule: messenger RNA, 4629 nt
Organism: Talaromyces rugulosus
Lineage: Eukaryota; Fungi; Ascomycota; Eurotiomycetes; Eurotiales; Trichocomaceae
Exons: 9
Coding region: 1-4629 (1542 amino acids)
Biological process (GO): DNA-templated transcription
Molecular function (GO): DNA binding; zinc ion binding
Source: RefSeq, a predicted model, not a curated record